AUGUCCCGGCACCUGUUCGUCCCGGUUGUAAUGAUGGUGGUCAGCCCCAUCCCAGGAGCCUUCCAGGACUCAGCUAUCAGUCCUACCCAAGGAGAAUUUGAAGACUUAGACUGCGGUCGCCCUGAGCCUUCUUCCCGUAUUGUGGGGGGCUCCGAUGCGCACCCUGGCACUUGGCCAUGGCAGGUGAGCCUGCACCAAGGUGGGGGCCACAUCUGCGGGGGCUCUCUCAUCGCCCCUUCCUGGGUCCUCUCUGCUGCUCACUGUUUCGUGACGAACGGAACCUUGGAGCCAGCGGACGAAUGGUCAGUACUGUUAGGCGUGCACUCCCAGGACGGACCCCUGGACGGCGCACACUUGCGCUCAGUGGCCGCCAUCCUGGUGCCACACAACUACAGCAGAGUGGAACUGGGCGCCGACUUGGCUCUGCUGCGCCUGUCCUCGCCCGCCAGGCUAAGCCCCUCGGUGCGGCCAGUCUGCCUGCCUCGUGCCUCGCACCGCUUCGCUCACGGCACCGCCUGCUGGGCCACUGGCUGGGGAGAUGUCCAGGAGGCUGACCCUCUGCCUCUCCCCUGGGUGCUACAGGAAGUGGAGCUAAGGUUGCUGGGAGAAGCUGCCUGUCAGUGUCUCUACAGCCGGCCUGGCCCUUUUAACCUGACUUUCCAGCUGCUGCCAGGGAUGCUGUGUGCUGGCUAUCCAGAGGGACGCAAGGAUACCUGCCAGGGUGACUCUGGGGGACCGCUAGUCUGUGAGGAUGGCGGCCGUUGGUUCCUGGCGGGAAUCACCAGCUUUGGCUUUGGCUGUGGACGGAGGAACCGCCCUGGGGUGUUCACCGCAGUGGCUCCCUACGAGUCGUGGAUAAGAGAACAUGUGAUGGGUUCAGAGCCCGGGCCUGCCUUUCCCAGCCAGCUCCAGAAGCCCCAGUCAGGACCCUGGGAGCCCGGAGAAGAAAACUGUACCUUUGCCCAACCAGAGUGCGGGAAGGCUUCGCGGCCAGGGAGCUGGCCCUGGGAGGCCCAGGUGACGGUGCCAGGCUCCAGACCCUGCUAUGGAGCUCUGGUGUCUGACAGCUGGGUCUUGGCACCCGCCAGCUGCUUUCUGGACGUCGCCAUCCAGCAGCCCCGCGCCUCUGACAGCCCACCCGGCGACCUUGAAGCCUGGCGGGUGCUGCUGCCUUCGCGUCCGGUGGAGGAGAGGGUGGCACGCCUCGUGCCGCACGAGAACGCCUCCAGGGACUCGGCCUCGGACCUGGCGCUGCUGCAGCUGCGGACGCGCGUGAACCUGACCGUCGCCCCGAGCGCCGUGUGCCUGCCCCAUCCCGAACACUUCUUCCUGCCCGGGAGCCGCUGCCGCCUGGCUCGCUGGGGCCGCGGGGAAUCCGCAGCCGGCUCCGGCGCGCAGCUGGAGGCGCAGCUGCUGAACAGCUGGUGGUGUCACUGCCUGUACGGUCGCCAGGGGGAGUCGGUGCCGCCGCCGGGAGAUCCGCCCCACUGGCUGUGCCCCGCCUACCAGGAGGAGGAAGAGGCGGGACGAUGCUGGAAAGAUUCCAGUUGGAGCCUUCUGUGUCGUGAGGAGGGAACGUGGUUCCUGGCUGGAUACAGAACCUUCUCAAGUGGUUGUCUCCGUCCCCGAGCCUUCUCCCCGCUGCAGACUCACGCGCCAUGGAUUAGUCAUGUGACUCAGGGAGCUUACCUGGAGGACCAGCUGACCUGGGACUGGGGCCCUGAGGGGGAGGAGACUGAGGAACAGAUUUGUCCCCCACACACUGAGCAUGGUGCCUGUGGCCUAAGGCCAAAGGCCACUCCAGCUGGUGUGUUGUGGCCCUGGCUGACAGAGGUGCAUGUGACUGGUAAUCGAGUCUGCACUGGGAUUCUGGUUGCCCCAGGCUGGGUCCUAGCAGCUACUCACUGUAUUCUCAGGCUGGGCUCUACCACAGUGCCUUACAUCGAAGUGUAUCUGGGCCAGGCAGGGGCCAGCUCCCUCUCACAGGGCCACCAGGUAUCUCGCUCUGUCAUCAGCAUCCGCCUGCCCCGGCACUUAGGACUUAGGCCCCCCCUGGCCCUGCUGGAGCUGAACUCUCAGGUGGAGCCUUCCCCAUCAGCUCUGCCCAUCUGCCUACACCCAGGGGGUAUUCCCCCAGGGGCCAGCUGCUGGGUGCUGGGCUGGAAGGACCCCCAGGACAGAGUUCCUGUAGCUGCUGCUGUCUCCAUCUUGACUCCACGACUCUGUCACUGCCUCUAUCAGGGCAUUCUGCCUCCCGGAACCUUCUGCGUCCUCUAUACUGAGGGGCAGGAAGAUAGAUGUGAGGUGACCUCAGCACCUUCCCUCCUGUGCCAGACUGAGGGAGGGCCCUGGGUUCUCAUGGGCAUGGCUGUUCGAGGUAGCCAGGAGCUGUUUGCAGCCAUUGGCCCUGAAGCUACGUGGAUAUCGCAAACAGUGGAAGAAGCCCAUUUUCUGCAUCCCAGUGGCUCCCCCUACUGGCCUUCUGAAGACAGUGACCUCUGCCCCCAAGACUUGGCAGGCGCUGCAAGCUCCCCUAAGGUUGCGGCUGUGUUUCUGCUCCUGCUAGCUCCACUGAUCCAGGGCUGAGUCUGGCUCUUUGUCACACCACCCAUCAGGCCUGGAAUGUGGCCCAACCGGCCAGCUCCCAGGCCUGGAGAGGGCCUCUUCCACCUAUACUACAUCAGCUUUCAGAUAAUUGGGCCUCGGUGCUGGCUACUUUGAACCUAAGAAUCCUUGGGGGUGGGGGAG
Messenger RNA from Arvicola amphibius (Eurasian water vole), 2748 nucleotides. RefSeq names its product serine protease 36 (gene Prss36). Gene Ontology annotation, biological process: proteolysis. The transcript is spliced from 15 exons. The record is from RefSeq and is a predicted model, not a curated record. Gene Ontology annotation, molecular function: serine-type endopeptidase activity. Bases 1 to 2586 code for a protein of 861 amino acids. NCBI's taxonomy places the organism in Eukaryota, Metazoa, Chordata, Mammalia, Rodentia, Cricetidae.